Messenger RNA from Macroventuria anomochaeta, 1185 nucleotides. RefSeq lists its product as uncharacterized. Bases 294 to 1079 code for a protein of 261 amino acids. NCBI's taxonomy places the organism in Eukaryota, Fungi, Ascomycota, Dothideomycetes, Pleosporales, Didymellaceae. The record is from RefSeq and is a predicted model, not a curated record. Gene Ontology annotation, cellular component: endoplasmic reticulum. Gene Ontology annotation, molecular function: procollagen-proline 4-dioxygenase activity; iron ion binding; L-ascorbic acid binding. Gene Ontology annotation, biological process: peptidyl-proline hydroxylation to 4-hydroxy-L-proline. The transcript is spliced from 2 exons.
CAAGAAUCCUACGGUAGGGAUGCAAUCGUAUGAGUGCAGGCUGCUUUCUCACCCCGCCUGGACGCCUCCAAAUAUGCGUAGUCAACAUGGAGUUACACCAGUGGCUCCAACUUCUCACUUAGUGCUCAGCCCUACUCAGGCAGCAGCUUUCACAGCCCAGUGGCUCAAACAUAUAAGGCGCUGAAAGGAUGUAAUCUGCCGAAUGCAUGUUGCGUGUUGGCACAACUUGUUUGGUCUUCCAACCCAGACAUUGUUUUAUUGGUCGUCCUAUUUGUAGACUAAGAGCCGCAGCCAUGGCUCCAUCAAUCCUACCCGAGGGCUUUCUUUCAGGCCCAGCGCCCAACCUGACCCGUACAGACAUCGACCUGAAGAAAAGCGGCAUCCUCACUGCGUACGAAAACCUCUGGGCUGUGGUCCUCGACGGGGUACUGUCAGAAGAAGAGUGUGAUGUGCUCAUUGCUGCAGCCGAGUCAACGACCGAUGGCAAGUGGGAGCGUGCGCUAGUCAACAUUGGAGGUGGUAUGCAGGCCAUGUACGAAGACACAAGGAAAUGCGGACGCAUCAUAUGGGACGACCGAGAUGUAGUGGCGCAGCUUUGGGCAAGGAUCGAGGGUGCAGUGCCCGAGAUUCAUGAGCUGAAGAACUGGCCGAGUGUCACAGGCAAUGGGCCUGCAAAGAGGAAUGAGUCGUGGAAGCUGACAAGGCUGAAUGAGCGUAUGAGGUUUUUGAAGUACGUGGGCGGAGAGUACUUUAAAGCGCACUGUGACGGUACGUACGAGACGCCAGAUGGCAAGGAGCGGUCGUACUUCACGCUACAUCUGUAUCUCAGCGACACAGACGACAGCAGAGGCCAGGAGCCGCUCAAAGGUGGCGCCACCACAUUCCACUCGUAUGAUAUGCAGAAGCGUGUCGAUGUCCUACCCAAGUAUGGCCGCGUGCUCUUGUUCCAGCACCGCUUCCUCCUCCACUCCGGCGACGACGUUAUCAACGGGACGAAGUACACCAUGCGAACGGAUAUAAUGUUCGCAAAGGAAGCGGCGGAGGAAGCGGACUUUAAGCACCACCGUGACGACUUGUGAGACACAGAGUCGAAGGCCUGUCGUAAGACUUCAUUUAGGCACUGGGCAUAAGGCAAUGGAGUAUGUGUCUUUCGUUAGUAGUAUCCCGGGAACAGCGGGAGGGGGG